This is a messenger RNA of Trypanosoma cruzi, 1903 nucleotides long. RefSeq lists its product as uncharacterized. The transcript has a single exon. The annotation marks the transcript as partial. Gene Ontology annotation, molecular function: phosphatase binding. NCBI's taxonomy places the organism in Eukaryota, Euglenozoa, Kinetoplastea, Trypanosomatida, Trypanosomatidae. Gene Ontology annotation, cellular component: Cul4A-RING E3 ubiquitin ligase complex. The record is from RefSeq and is a predicted model, not a curated record. Gene Ontology annotation, biological process: ubiquitin-dependent protein catabolic process.
AUGAAGGGGGGUUUUCGUUUAGAUCUCACCCUUUUUCUUUUAGUUCUGUAUGUUUUGACUUUUGUGUGCUUUCUUUCCCUCCCUUCUUCCCUUGGUGCUUUUCCUUUUCAUUUGUUCUGUGUGUCUGGGUUUGUGCGUGCUGUCAUUGUCUUUGAUUGUGUGGUCCCACAUCCCAUCCUUUGUUAUUAUUAUUAUUAUUUGCUCUUGUUGUUGGUUUGCCUGUUGUUGUGUUACUGUGUGUACGGUUCUUUUCUCCAACCGCUCUUUUUUUUUUUUUCCCUCUGCUACUAUGAAUGUCCGCACUCUUAUAGCACCAGAAGGAUAAAUUCUGGGAGCGCACGGGAGCAUUUUUUAUAUUUCUUUCAAGAAAUUAUUUUUCGUAUUGUUUUUUUUUUCUUUCCUUUCUUUUUGGGGGGUGGUGCGGUUGGAGCCAGCGCCAUGCCGCUGUUUCCGCUGUUACGGGAGCAGCUCUCUGGCCGGGGACAACCCCAAAUCCGUCGCAUGCUGCCCUGUGCACAUUGCCCGAAGAUGACUACAGCAGAGAAGGCGCAGUUGCGGGAAAUGAACCUUCUUUCCUACGAUCAGUCUGACCUCCUAAGGCAGAUUUCAUCGGCAUGGGAGCGGGGGGAUCUCAACGCACUGCACCGGUGCUUGCAGGAGUGCACCGUGUACUUUGAUCCCAAUAAGCCGCAUUUAUUAGCAUAUUUUGUGAGUCUUGGUGGCAUUGAUUUGUUUGCCACUUUGCUGUGUGAUGUGACCAUGCCGGCACGGCUGAGUAAGGCAUCCACGCAUCAAUUUGGUUUUAUGGAUACCAAAGGCCAUGCCCCGUGGCAGCUCGUCAGAGCCAUUGCGACAUUGAUGCGUGUGCUGACAGAGUUGCUUGUCUGUCACAAUGAACUGGGUUGGCAUUACUAUGAUAGUUAUCCCGGACUUUUUUUCAGACUGUUGGAACUAGCAAAGGUGGCUGAACUGCGACUCACCGCAGUUGUCAUGCUGGAGCAUCUGGUUCUGAGCGUAGGCCCAGUGUUGGAGAUAUCGAAAGUACCGGCGUUACAGGAACUGAUUCGCACCAGUGAUGAUGCAACACUUGCCAUUUUGUGUCGUGUAAUUGCGUUACUUAUUGUUCCGGGUGUGGUUUUGAAUCAGCGUGAAUCGCCUCACCAAAGUCUUGUCUACCCCGAGUCUCUCCUGCCGCUUCAACGUAUUCAGCGGGUCAUUGAUAGCAACGUUCUCUGGCUGAUUGGAGAGAAGGACCUCGUCAAGCGACUUGUGAUGUUGUGCGAGGUGCGUGGAGCAGGUGACCUUCGUGCCAUGAUGCAGACCGAGCGUUCUGUCACCUCGCUGGAAGGAAUUGUUUUCGAGCCGGUUAUGCAGGAGUUGUCCACCACCGCGAUUGCGGCCUUACCGUCAUUGGGUGGUGGUUUUCCAGCAAACAACCCUUUUGGCGGCUUGGAUUUUGGGCAGCUGGGGUUGGUCGCUUCGCGGGCUUUGGGCCGCAACAGCAAUGGCAGUGGCACUAGCAACAGCAACAACAGUGAUCCCGCGACUCGUUUCGAUUGGGUCGGAGGACGCGGCUACGGCGUGGAAGAGCUCAUAGAAGACGCCGGGGGCACACCGCCUCCGCAGGCAUUAGGUGCCAUGAUGGGCAUGUGGCCGGAAGAAGACACCACCUCCGCCGCCUCUAUCGCGACGGUUGGCUCAAAUGUAGACUUCAGCUGGUUUGUCGGAUGCGCUGACGCAAAACAACGGUGGCGAAUGCGUGACUUGACACUGCGUGAGGAAGUGGAUGACAAUUGUCCACUUCUAUGCGGGUUUGGGCCGGUAACGGACAGUAAGUCAUACGAGGCGUUUCGAAAGGAGAGUCGCUUCUUUUGGCAGUUUCUCGCCCCGGUGCUGAAAGACC